Antechinus flavipes (yellow-footed antechinus) is the source of this 4003-nucleotide messenger RNA. RefSeq names its product CLN8 transmembrane ER and ERGIC protein (gene CLN8). Gene Ontology annotation, cellular component: membrane; endoplasmic reticulum. Bases 403 to 1269 code for a protein of 288 amino acids. The transcript has 3 exons. Gene Ontology annotation, biological process: lipid homeostasis. Lineage: Eukaryota; Metazoa; Chordata; Mammalia; Dasyuromorphia; Dasyuridae. The record is from RefSeq and is a predicted model, not a curated record.
GGCUCUCGGCUGUCGGAGGCGCUGUGGCUCCUCCCUUGUCCCACGCCAGGGCUGCUGCGUAGGCGCGUCCUGGGAGACUGGCUUUACACCCGGGGCUUGGGGUGACUUUGCAUGUUUGGAUUCCGGCGCAGGUACCGAGUUUUGUAGGUCAGACCCGAACGAAGUAAUCCCAGAGGCUUGCAGAGACCCGAGGCCUGCGGAUCUGCGUGAGUAACCCCCCCGAAAACAGCAGGAGGGGGCGGGGCUUGGAGGAGACGGGACUACAGACUUAGAUCGCGAAGGAGCCGGGCAGAUUAAAGAGAAACCUAUGAGGACCCCAGAAGGCAGAAAAGGAGGCAUUGGCAUUGGACUAAAAAGUGGUUGAACUAUAUAAAACAUUGCUUAGAAUUUAAAGUAGAAAAAAUGAAUCUGGAAAAUGACAACACUGCAUCUAAAAGCAUUUUUGAUAUGGACUAUGCUUCAUGGAAAAUCCGUUUAUCAUUAGUGGUGGCCGGUUUUGUGUUCUAUCUGGGUGUCUUUGUGGUCUGCCAUCAGCUCUCUUCCUGUCUUAAUGCCACCUAUCGAUCUCUCGUAGCUAAAGAGAAGGUCUUCUGGAAUCUUGCUGCCACCCGAGCAGUUUUUGGAGUUCAAAGCUCCAUUGCUGGUCUAUGGGCUUUGCUUGUAGACCCUGUUCUUUCUGCUGAUAAAGGAUAUUCACAGCAGAACUGGUGCUGGUUUAAUAUUGCAACUGCAACUGGCUUCUUUUUCUUUGAAAAUGCUGCUGUUCAUGUGUCAAAUUUGGUUUUCUGGACUUUUGACAUGUUCUUAGUAGUGCAUCAUCUUUUUGCCUUUCUUGGAUUUCUUGGAUUAGUGAUCAAUCUCAGAGCUGGCCACUAUCUGGCCAUGACAACCCUGCUGCUGGAGAUGAGUACCCCUUUUACUUGUAUCUCCUGGAUGCUUUUAAAGGCUGGCUGGUCUGAUUCUCUGUUUUGGAAGGUAAACCAGUGGUUGAUGAUUCACAUGUUUCAUGGACGCAUGUUUUUGACUUACCACAUGUGGUGGGUAUGUUUUCAGCACUGGGAUGACCUACUGAACAGUCUAGCUCAUCCACACCUUGCACUUUUCCUUGUUGGACUGGCCCUCCUUACGUUAAUUAUUAACCCAUACUGGACACACAAGAAGACUCAGCAGCUGCUCAAUCCAGUGGAUUGGAACUUUGCAAAUUCAGGACCAAAAAACAGUCAAUCUGUAAAAGUGAAUGGCCAGACUCUCCAAAGAAAGAGGCAGUAAUUUUGUUGGGACAAUUAAGUGCCUGCUAAGAACUGAAAAAUAAAUGGGACACAUACAGUGUGAAAGUCUUAAGAAAAUUCUUUUACAAUUAGUAACAAACUGGUGAAUAGUUAUUUGUUUUGAUUUUUGCAUUUUCUUGAUAUUAAUUUUGAAGUAGCCAUAAAGUAUUUUGUUUUUAUUUUUAAACCUCAGUUUACUUUUAUAAGUGGAUUUUGUCCCAUAACAAGUUCUUUUGGCUUCCAGGGUUCAAUGCAGUGAAGUUUACCCAUAUUGGGUUCAUUAGUGUAGCAUUAAGAAAUAAGAGGCAUGAAUGAAAUUUAGAGUCACUUGAUAGAUUUUUCUUUUCAUGUAAGGUUUUAGGUUCUGGAUUAAUUUUGAGUCAACAUAUAUUUUCUAUUCUUGUUUUAAAAUUUUUUUCCUCAUAAGGAACUCAAAUUGUGGAUUAACUUUGAGUCAGCAUCUAUUUUCUGUUCUUGUUUUCAAAAAUUUGUCUUUUUUCAUAAGGAACUCUUAUUGUGGGCUAACUUUGAGUCAGCAUUUAUUUUCUGUUCUUGUUUUCAUACAGUAAUGUGAUUUGUAUCCUUAUUUAAAAUUAGUAACAUUUUAAAUUCUAAAUGUACAACAGUGUCAUCUAGUGGCAAAAUGAAACAUGAACCAACUGAUUCUUGAAGAUUUAGAAGACUAAACAUGGAGAGAAAUAAUGGAAUGAAAUGAAGGAAUUUUAUUAUGGAGUUGGAAUUUCAGCACAAGUAUUUGAAGGAACUAAUGCAUAUUAAAAGAUAUGUAAAGUUUCUGAUUCAUACAUUUUUGUUAUGAAUUUACACCCCAAAAGCAGAUUACUCCUAGUAUCAUAAUUCAUUUAAAUUCUUUUUAAUGUUCUACAAGACACUGAGGUGUAGUUUCGUUUCUUUCUUUCUUUUUUUUUUUGGACAAAUCUGUUUCUUUAGGUGAGUCCCUUAAAUGAAGGCGAAAUUGAGUAGUAAUAAUUAUCUGAUAUUAUGAAUGCAUUAACUUUCAUAUUUUUCUCCAAGAUUUAUCUUUCUAUUCCUUAAAUGUAGAAUGAUUUUAUUUUUUAUUUGGGUUAAAUACUCAGUAAUUGCUUAUUGUAAAACAAAUGAUGAUGUGAAAGUAUUUAAUUUUUCUAAGGGUUUUUUUUUUUUUUUUAAGAUUGUGGUAUCAAGACUGCCUGUCAAAAUUGUUAAAAUAUUAGUUCCCUUAUUUAAGUAAGUCAAUAUGCUAAAAUUACUGAUGUACUAAAAUAUAUUUAAAGUUAGCUCUGUUAUUUAAAUGUCCAUAAUCAUUAGUAUACAGGAACAGGAUCUGUGAUUUCAUUCAUCUAGGAAAUUCUUUAUUAAUGCAGGCGAGCCCCUUCUCUUCAGCCUGUGAAAAGUGUAGAGCAUUGAAGUUACCUCAACAGUAGGUAUCAGUUGUGUCAGAGAUAGGACUUGAAACCAAGUCUUCUGACUCUGAAACCAGUUGUCUUCCAUGAUGCCAUUUUAAGGGGAAAAAAUUUAAGGGAAAACUUUUUUAAAAAUUGAUAUUAUAAGAGUUAAAUGUAAUCUUGUAAUAUUUUAGCUUUUAUUUUCUUGCCGAAUUAUAUUUACACUUCAAAUAAUUCAAGAAUCCAUUUUGUCAACAGCAAUUCCUUCCAUUGAAGCAAUUGGGUAGUACAGGGCUUAGCAUAUUGGACCCAAAGUUAGAAAGACACUUCAUUAAUCAUGUUAUCAUGGGCAAUUCACUUAACCUCUGUCUGCCUUGGUUUCCUCAUCUACAAAAUAGAGAAAAUAAUAGCACUCUCUCAGAGUCAUUGUAAGGAUGAUAUAUCUUUAAGCAAUUACAAAUCUAUAUGCUAUAUAAAUGCUGCUAUUUAUUAUUCUGUUGAAAAAAAAAAACUUAGUCGUAAUCCCUAUAAUACUAUGUGUUUCUAAACUUAAGAUGGUUGAUCUCUAGGUGAUGAAAUAUUCUUCUACUGCCACAUACUUGGCCUUUUCAGCAUGUUCAAACAUGCAAGAGGUGGUGUUUCAUUAAAAUAGCCUUUGAAAUCUUUGAAAUCAAAGGACCUCAGUUAAUGAAAGAUGAAUUGUUAGAAAAGAAGUUUUAAAGUAAUUUUAUGUGUAUCUUUCAUUAUUCAGAGAGUGACUCUGGUCAUCCCUGAGCUACUUCCUAAGUACAAGUGUCAUUUAUAUUGUAUUUAUAGGGAUAGUCUCAAGAAUUCUUGGCCACAUUUUGCUUAUACCAACUCUCCUCUCCUCAUACUUGGUUGUGUAACUAGCUGUUCCUUUUGCCCAGUUUUUUUAAUAUUUAAAAAUUCAAAUCAAAGAAAUUUAGAAUUAUUUAAAUGAGAGGAAAUAUUAAAUAAUUUCAACAUGGUUAUAAUUACAUGAUUAGAAUUGGGUAGGAAUAUGCUAAAUAUGUUUUUAAAGUGGUGAUUCUAACUGGAAAUCAUUGGUGAAAUUUUAAAUUAAUGUAUAUAAAAUCUUCUGAUAUCAAGUUAGAUUUUUUUAAUGGUUAAAAUUUUAAAAUCUAGAGCUCAUAUUAAUAUCUUCAAAGUACAGCUCACUAACUGCCUACUCCUCAAAUGACUUGAAUAUUUUCUGUUCAAUUUAUCUUUUUCAGUGCAGUCACUAAUAGUAUUAGCUUUCUCUUCAAAAGCAGGAAAAUGUGACUUGUAUUAGCAGUACCAGUGAAAUCCCAGUUCAUAUAUAACAAUAAAUUAACCUUGCUAUUUAUCAUA